AUGUUUUAUGAAGAGCACGGUGACUACCGAACGAUAUACGAAGAUGGCACGUCCGUCCUAGCCAAGAACUGGGAAGAAAUAAAUAACGUAAUAUUGAGUCCUUCAACAUUUUCUGAUAUAUUCGUCAGAUCGAUUACUACGGAACCCUGUGGUGGGUCGUUGCACGAACUGCUAAUUACGGUGAUCGGAAUACGGUUCAAGCAUGUACUAUUCGUGGAUUACCGACCGAGUCGGGAAUUAAAUUACGCCAUAGUGAAGUCCGUGAAGCAAUAUUUCCCUGCAGACCACCCGACGCAGGAAAAUACUUUCGCUGCGGGUGACAAUAUUGCUAAGAACACUGACAAUAACGAGCCGGCUGGAAAGAAACAAGGAAACAUUUCGGAUGAUAUCGCUAAAUACAGUAAACCUUCUUGAAAUUCCGUCGAUAUUGAUAACACUUAUAAUGCUAUUACAACCGUCAAAAACCCACUGAAGGGUAUUUUAGAAAAUGGAUCUAAAUCUACCGAAUUAGGUACCACAUCCAAACUAUCUUGUGAUACCGUAAAUAAUGACGUGAAGCACGAAAUAAAGGCCAAUAACACUUCGAUUGGUGUUAAGACGAGUGCUACUGAGGUAAGCUUCAAAUUCGCCCAGCGUUAUUACGCCACCCUAGAAAGCGAAAAGGAACUCGCAUACUUGUUUUAUGAAGAGUACGGAGAAUACAGAACGAUAUACGAAGAUGGCACGUCCGUCCUAGCCACGAACUGGGAAGAAAUAAAUAGCGUUAUUUUGAGACAUGGGACAUUUUCUGAUAUAUUCGUCAAAUCGAUUACUUCAGAUCCCUAUGGUGGAUCUUUGGACGAACUGCUAAUUACCGUGAUCGGGAUACGGUUCAAGCAUGUAUUUAUCGCGCGUUACCGUCCGAAUCGGGAACUACAUUAUGCCAUAGUGAAGUCCGUGAACCAAUAUUUCCCUGCAAACUAA
Messenger RNA from Cinara cedri, 963 nucleotides. The record is from the annotation of a GenBank genome assembly. Lineage: Eukaryota; Metazoa; Arthropoda; Insecta; Hemiptera; Aphididae.